ACAACCCAAAGAAGUAAGCAAAGCAUUAAACUUCCACAACGGCCCCGUCCUGGUAAAAAAAGAAAAAAAAGAAAAGAAAAAAAGGCCGAGAGAUUUACCGCAAAAUAUGCCUGGAGUCACAAGUCUCGAGUUCAAGGGCCGGGUGGCCGUCAUUACCAUCUGCAACGAGCGCAAGCUCAAUGCCCUUGACCAAAAUGGCUACUAUGAGCUAUCGGAAAGGCUGCGUGAGGUGGCGACCCAUGACGAGGUCUACGUGACCUUGUUAACGGCAAAGGGCCGAUAUUUUUCGGCCGGCGCUGAUGUAUCCUCCAUCCGCGACGCUCCCACCACGGGCCAGGACGACAACGGCAUCGCCGACGGUGGCCGCCGUCAGUGGCUGCAGACCUUUGUCGCCUUCAACCUCAACAUCACCCAGGCCUUCUACUCGCACCCCAAGAUCCUGGUCGUGGGGCUGAACGGGCCCGUCGUCGGCCUGUCUGCCGCGCUCGUCUCCUUUGCCGACUUCAUCUACGCCACGCCUUCCACCUUUCUGCUGACGCCCUUUUCGUCCCUGGGCCUGGUCGCCGAGGGCGGCGCGUCGCGGGCCCUGGUGCAGCGCCUCGGCGUCAGCAAGGCCAACGAGGCCCUGCUCAUGAGCCGCCGCGUCCCCGCAGACGAGCUGCUGCGGACCGGCUUCGUCAACAAGGUCUUUGCCGAGCUCAAGGGCGCCAAGGACGACGACGUCCGCUUCAGGGAGCUCGUCUUGGCCGAGAUUGACGACAAGCUGGGAGACCACCUCGUCGGCGACAGCCUGCUCGGCAUCAAGGAGCUGAUCCGCCGGCCCGAGAUGGACAUCAUCGAAGGUCAGAACGCGAGGGAGGUCUUUGCCGGGCUGGGGAGGUUCAUGAGUGGAGUGCCGCAGCAGGAAUUUUUGAAACUUGCCUCGGGUGAGAAGCGCCAUAAGCUCUAAAGUAGAAGAAGAAACGAGGCAUGUAUGACAUUUGGCAGAGUCUCAUGUUUCUCUUCUUGUGGGCUUUUUCAUUAGGUCAUUUUUUUUUUGACACGUUGCUUUUCUUUUAUCUCUUCCCUUCUAUAGAAAGAAACUGCCCAUGUAUAUCUACCGGUACCUAUAUAGUCGGUACUACAUCAAGAGGCCUAAGGUAAAUCGAGUACUAUUCUGUCAUGCCAGAAACCCAAAGAGAAGGCUGGUCCGUUUCCAGUAUUCCUGAGCCGAUUUCGAUAGCUGCUUCCGCGCGGCAUCAUUGUCAAGCUCCGUCUGCUUGUACAUGGCAUCCUCCAAGUCCUUGAGCUCAUCCUCGGAAGACCCGUUGACCGUACCAAGACCACCCUGAAGGAACAGGACAUCGUAUAGCCAUUGCGUGAAUAGUUCUUUUCGUUGUUCCGCCGAUAAGGCUGCCUUAGCCUCUGCUUGAUCGUUUUCUGUAGAUGCGACUUUGUCUUCGUCUUCCUUUGCGCCCUCCUCCUCGUCAGCAUCUGGACCCUCGGACCGCUCGGGCUUCUUCUCCUCGGCAAUUUCAGCGCCCUUCUUUUCUUGCACUUUGUCUUGACUAUAACUGUGCUGUUCCACAGCCUGUAGCCAUGCCUCCCUUAGCUGGCCCCUCAGGUACGACUUCAAUGUGGCAACGGCAGUAGGACUCCACAGAUCCAACCCAGCAUCUCCCAUUGACGCAACCAGCGCCCUCAAAAACGUAAACACGCCGGCUGACGGCAUGCUCGGCAGUGCCGGGUCCUCCCCUUCCCACAGGCUACGCCCGAUGACGCUCGUCCUGGCCAGUGCCUUCUUUGUAAAGUCUUCCAAGGGAGCAGCCACCACCGUCUUGACGAUAACCUCGUGAAGCUGCGGGAUCAGUGACGUCCCCAGCGUCUUGGCCGUCCCGACCUCGUCCGGCAGUCGACUUCGUAUGUCUCGUAUCACGCGGGUGAGGUACAUUGCCACGUGGCCCCUGUUCUGACCGUCCUGCUGUGCUUUCCAUAGCCCGGCGAUCUGCUCGUCGAGCUCCCUGAAUGCCGUCUCCAGUGACUUGCUGAGCUGAUCCUGCAGCGUCUGCGGGUCUUCAGAGCUGAGGAUCUGCUGCCUCUGCUCGAUGGUCUCUUCAUCCUCAAUCUCAUCGGCGUCGUUAUCCCACCGUUGCUUACGGAGCACCUUGACCCUCUCGUCGACCUCUUUGACGACCUGGUGCCAUGAUUCAUAGCAAUUCACCGCCUUGGAGACAGCAUCGUUCCGACCGUAGAGCCUGGAGACGACGUCCUGGGCGAAGAGAGCCGCGCCGCCCGACAGGUUCAGGUCCAUGCCCUCGUCGUCCCACAGACCGCGCUGUUCGUCCGUCACGCCGGCGCGCCAGCCGUCCAGCGUCGCCGACAUCUCGGAGCCCACGAGGCGCAGCUUGUGGACUUUGCCGGCCAGCAUCUCGAGCGUGUACGUGUUGAUGGCCGUCCGCAGCUGGUCGAGCAUGACGGCCGGGUCGUAGCCCCUGAUCCGGCCCCCGUCGCGGAUCCAACACUGCAGCACGCUGGACCGCAGCUCCAGCACCGCCCCCAGGUCGUGCAGCCGCGUCAGGGUUCUCUCCAGGCCCUUGAUGAGCGUCUCCCCGCCGCGCUCCGCCCAGCCCGUCAGCAUCUCCUUGGCUUGCUUGCCCUCGAUAUCAUCGUGGCGGAUGUACGGCUUGUAGUAUCUAAUCUCGUCCCCGCACCACCUCGCCGAAAGAUCCAGCCGGAGCCCCUCGAGCUUCAAAAGAGCCUCGUCUUCUAGAAUCGCCUUCUUCUUCAGCCCCUUGAGUGCCUCGACCAGUUUCGUCGGCAUCAGAGCCUGGACGUCCAACAUGG
Messenger RNA from Pyricularia grisea, 2823 nucleotides. RefSeq lists its product as uncharacterized. Gene Ontology annotation, biological process: fatty acid beta-oxidation. The coding region runs from base 107 to 949 and encodes 280 amino acids. The record is from RefSeq and is a predicted model, not a curated record. Lineage: Eukaryota; Fungi; Ascomycota; Sordariomycetes; Magnaporthales; Pyriculariaceae. Gene Ontology annotation, cellular component: peroxisomal matrix. The transcript is spliced from 2 exons.